AUGACUCUAAACUCGGUUGUUGCUCUCUCGCCAACGUCGUCGACGUCCUCCUCUGCUACCGGUUCCGGAGGUAGUGCCGUCGUCAAUGCAUCGCGUCUACGGGAAAACCAGCGGCGUAGCAGAGCCAGGAAGAAGGAGUACCUGGUAUCCCUAGAAGCGCGUUUCCAGGCAUGUCAGAGGACUGGAAUAGAGGCAAAUGUCGAGAUUCAGGUCGCAGCAAAGAAAGUUGUUCGAGAAAACAAACUGCUGCGAGCUAUGCUGAACAGGCGUGGAGUGACUGAUGCUGAAAUCAAUAAAACAUUGAAAGAAGGGGGAGAGGGACCAGAUGAAGGAGAAAGAGAGUCGGCUGUAGACGAGGUUUUAAAGGUGCUAGGGAAACGACCUUGCGGUGGUGAGCCAACAACAGGAGGGGCCGCCAUGCAAUGCAAGCCCUUUAGAUCUUGUGAGGGGCAGCAAAGAACUGCAAACGAGCGACGCAACUCCACCGGAAUGGUUGCUACGAGAGGUGCGGAACGGGGAGGAGGACGAGGAGCCGUAAAUGGAGGAGCCCCUGCGCUAGUUGUUGCAACAUCAAAACUUUCUCCCCCGCCUUCACAGCCGCCACACCAACAUGCGCCCUCCAAUUACCCCACGCCUACGUCUACACCAACAACCGCCUCCGUUUCAAAGUAUCCAAUCCCAACAUCCGCUCCUCAACUAAACGAUUUCUACAAUUACAUCUCUUCCACGCAAUCACAGUCGUAUAUGGCUUCUCCGACAAUUUCGUCACCCUCCCCACCAUCCUACAACUCAUACGAAAUGACCCCCACCGCUCCUACCCUCACUAACAAUUCUUCCUGCUGCCCCCAACCUCAAAACUCAUUCUUCCCUACUUCACAACCCCAGUGCGCCCCACUAAGAAUGAUCCCAUCUUCCAUGCCUACUUGUUGCCCUCCACAGCGCACUUUAUAUGCCACCGCACUGCCUUCUACAUCUUGCUCUUCCUCCUAUCAAGCAGCAUCUAUCGCAUCUACCACUCCGUGUCACCUUGCACAGUCAUUCAUCCACCAAUUGCAUCCCGGCCUGCCAGGCGAGAACGCUGCUAGUUUGAUCGAUGAGAUCUGUCCAUCUGGCAUAAUGCAGGGUGGUCAGUGCCAUGUCGACAACUCCGUACUCUUUGGAGUACUAGACCGAAUCUGA
Morchella importuna is the source of this 1179-nucleotide messenger RNA. RefSeq lists its product as uncharacterized. The coding region runs from base 1 to 1179 and encodes 392 amino acids. NCBI's taxonomy places the organism in Eukaryota, Fungi, Ascomycota, Pezizomycetes, Pezizales, Morchellaceae. The transcript is spliced from 2 exons. The record is from RefSeq and is a predicted model, not a curated record.